AAGGUUACAAAGUGCACAAGGACGAAGAGAAAUUCAACAACAAUGGACGCGCGUUGACUCCCGUUCUUGUCGAGGAAUUUGAAGUAAGUCGCAGUAGCUCUUCUACUCGAAGCCCUAAAUCUCAGGAGAGGGACGGACACCCAGACAGGAAUACGGUGACGAUAUUCGUGGAGUGGGACAAGUGGAUCCCGGCACGUACAUUAUACUUCUGUCACGAGGCUUGUAGAAAGCCAGCUAGAGAGAGACUGAAAAGGGAAAGUGAGCUGAGCUACUUUUGAAUGACGAGCAGCAGUGUCGCCGCCGUUCAGGCGACGAAUGAUGAUGCAUCCGCUUCGAAAUUAUCUUGUGUGAAUAAAGGGUACUUUGAAGACAAAUUCGUUAAAUAUUUCGUGAGAAGACCUGUGAGGAGAUCUCCGAUAAUCAAUCGCGGAUAUUAUGCACGAUGGGCAGCCAUGCGGACCCUCUUGAUGCAGUUUCUUGAUCUAUCGACGAGAUCCGAUGGAACUCGACGGAAGCAAAUUUUAUCCAUCGGGGCCGGCUUUGACACUUUGUUCUUCAAUCUUCAUGAGGAAGGAAUGAAGCCCGAUCUCUUUGUUGAGAUAGACUUUCAAGAGGUAACAAGUAAGAAAGUCGCUAUUAUUUCGUCUCAUGAGCAACUCAUGAGUACGCUUGGUCCUCAUCCCAUCAUUUCUAAGGACAAGGGAGAGAUUAUGAGUGAGCAUUACAAACUUUUACCCGGGGAUUUAAGAAAUCUCAGUGGGUUGGAUGACGUUUUUAAGCAGGCUCAGCUCGAUCCUAGUUUGCCAACUUUGAUUCUUGCGGAGUGUGUCCUCAUAUAUAUGGAACCUGAGGCCAGCCGUGAUGUCAUAAAAUGGGCUGCAGAAAAGAUAUCGACAGGAAUUUUUGUACUCUACGAGCAGAUUCAUCCGGACGAUGCGUUUGGACUUCAAAUGAUGAGAAACUUGAAGAGCCGGGGCUGUCCCCUCCUGGGUCUCGAUGACACCCCAACUUUGGAAUCUAAAAAGAAGCGCUUCACUGACCUAGGCUGGCAGAGAGCAGAUGCUAAGGAUAUGGAUGCUAUAUAUAAUCAAUGCCUGGAGGCGAGUGACCGACGAAGGACUGAAAGACUGGAAAUUUUUGAUGAGUUUGAGGAGUGGCAUAUUAUGCAGGAACACUAUUGCGUUGCUUACGGUAUCAAUGAUCCAACUGGCAUGUACGAGGCAUUUGGAUUUGUGGCGAAAUGAGCUUGUUUCACGGGUUGAAGUCAUGGGCAUUCGGAAAUAGGACAUCCACUUGAGUUUUUCAGUCGAAGCUCAGUUCUAUUUAUGAGAAGACAGUGAGGAGUUUAGCUAUGAAGGAGAUAUCUUGGAGGUUGGAAUUUCACGUUUCCUACAAAUAAGGCUUUGCAAGAGGUAGUAAUCAAUGUUAUUGAAGUAAUUUGGGCCAAACCCUUGCACUGUACAGAUGGUAAACCUAGAAGAUGAGCAAGUUGCCUGAUGGGGUCUUCCCACACUAUUUUGUUAUUCACUUGGCCCCCGACCGUUUGAAUGUGAAGAAGUCGCGGUACUCGUAAUUUUUUACGCUACACAGUGAUGAAUC
Messenger RNA from Marchantia polymorpha subsp. ruderalis, 1599 nucleotides. The record is from the annotation of a GenBank genome assembly. Lineage: Eukaryota; Viridiplantae; Streptophyta; Marchantiopsida; Marchantiales; Marchantiaceae.